UAUUAACAGUUCGGUUAAACUUAGAAAAAAAAUAUGGAUUAUGAAGUAGAUGUGAUUGAUGAUGAUCAUAAUGAUGAAUCGGAAACACAAAUCAGCAUGUGGAGGACAUUAAUAGAAUUAGUAAAAAGAAAUCCUGUGUUGUAUAAAAAAAAUCUGAAGGGAUACAGUAAGAAAUUGGAUAAGGACUUGAUAUGGGCCAAUAUUGGGGACUUAUUAACACCGCCAAUGACUGGAAUAGCUGUACAAAAGGAGUUUUAUCGCUUGCGACAGAAGUUUGGAAAAGAGCGCCGGAAAGUUGUGCAAACGCAGGCAAGAUCUGGCGCGGGUACAGAUCAUGUGCAAUAUAAAUCAGAUUGAAUACUAUAUGACGAUUUAAUGUUUCUCGCUGAUUAUAUUCAACCUAGAAAGUGAGUAAAUCAUUUUUGUGUUUAUAUUUUUGCUUUGUAUAAAACAAUAGUUAAAAGGCCUGUAAUUUAAUUAUGAGUGUGCACGAUUGUGCGACGACCGGCAAUCGCGGAUCGCGCGGGUCGGCUCAACUCGCGCACCAACGUAUUUUAUUUGGCGCCGAUAUAAGAUCCGACUGGAACUCCGGGAGAUGUGAGGUGCGGACAGCAGGCAUUAAAUGGCCAAUAGUCGGUUAGUUAAUUGCGAACACUUACGGACGUUUAUUAAAUUAACAAAGGAAGAAAGCAAGCCAACGGCUGUGCUGAGCGAACAAAGGAAGGUUCACUGGCGAGAGAUCACCUUGUGACAAGGUGAUCGAACUUAUUUAUGUUAGGCGCGAACAAAGCGAUGAGACGGAGCGGAUGGUUCUCUCGCGGACGAAUUUAACGCCGCGGACGCCGUCGAGAUCGCGAUAGGCUAGCUUCGGCGCACUGGUGAGGUGUACGGACGUCAAUCACUCGAAUCGAUGCACGUAGCCGCUCCGAGAAAGUAGCCCUGCUGCUGGACCGGAUGCCCGAAUCUCGAACCGUCGUUCGCAGCGUACCCGUUCAGUGCGGGCGAGAUUGUGUGACUCCGUGUCUCCGAUACUGGGAUUCGGUGCGGCUCACGUUCCGAAGAGGUGAAUUGGAGAGUCCGAGGAUAGGCGAUCGGUCCGACUGAAUUCUCUCUCGCAGAGACUGAGAAAACUGCCGCGUGGGUUAUCGUGAAACGACACCACAGCUGUCGUAUUCAGAGCGAUCGACUAACGACUGACUCCCCGCUUCCCACGUCUCCGGCGUGACCCGGCAUCGGAGGUGGUUUUGGAGUCGACCGAUGACAAAAUAUUAUUGAAUUUCGUUAGCGCGACGCAAGUCAUCGGUCGACUCCGACUCGGUGCUGGCGAAGAUUUUCGCGCGCGGCGCGAUCAGCUGGCUCGAACGGGGUCAUCGACCCGCAUUGCUCGCGACGCUUUUGCCCGAACGCGCCGCGACUUCGAACGCUACAUCGAAUUCGAAACAAUGAGUAAUUAAAAUAAAUAACAUAAUGUAUUACGAGUAUGUCUGUAUAGGAUGACAUCAAAUUAUCAACGGUCUAUACAAAAAACAGUUUCCGCUUCACAAACUUCACUUCUUGCCCCAUCGACAUCUUCAACAUAUUUAUCUAAACAAACUUCUAAUGACAGCUUAGAUCAAUGGAAUGCUGGCUUGAACGAAUCUUUAACAGGUGAGAAAUUAUAACGCACAUUGCAUACGGUUAACUUAUUAUAUGCUGACUGGCGUUUAUAGUUGGAUUUUGAUAACUAGGAAUAUUAGUCAUUGUAUUAAUGCCUUUAAAUAGAUGCAGGUUUGGAAGAUACAAAUGAUGAAGUGCUUUCUGCAGUGCAUUCCAUGGCAGCGUGUUC
Molecule: messenger RNA, 1825 nt
Organism: Vollenhovia emeryi
Lineage: Eukaryota; Metazoa; Arthropoda; Insecta; Hymenoptera; Formicidae
Exons: 2
Coding region: 34-357 (107 amino acids)
Source: RefSeq, a predicted model, not a curated record